AACGAAGGGGGCAGGCAGGGGGAGAGUGGGAAAAGUUCUGGCCUACGCGGUGUGCUCCCACUACAGUUUCGCUCGGUGACCUACAGACACACACACAAAAAUGGAGAGGACACAGAUAAAGAAAGAGCAAGAUAAGGGGAAGACGGAGGAGGAAGCGGUGCGCCUUCGGAGGGAGAUUGGGCUGCUUCCUGCUGUGUCCUUCAUCAUCGGGACGGUGGUUGGCAGUGGGAUCUUUAUCGCUCCGAAGGGAGUGUUGAUGAACAGUGGCAGCGUGGGGCUGUCUCUGCUGGUGUGGGCGCUGUGUGGCAUCCUGUCCCUGUUUGGGGCCUUAUGUUAUGCUGAACUAGGAACCACUUUCACAAAAUCCGGGGGUCACUACACUUAUCUCCUAGAGACGCUGGGGCCCCUGCCAGCCUUCUUAAGACUCUGGGUUGAGUUCCUCUUUAUAAGACCAGCUGUGGCGUCCUACGUCUCCCUGGCUUUCGGACGUUACGUUGUUGAACCUUUAUUUGCACCUUGUCCUGCUCCUUCAGCACUGAUCAAACUCGUCAGUAUCCUCGGAGUGACAUUUGUUGUUGCAGUUAACUGCUGGAGCGUCAGCAUGGCCUCGCGCACUCAGGUCACCUUGACCUUCAUUAAGAUGUUUGCGCUGGUACUCAUAAUUAUUCCUGGGGUCAUUGCUCUAGCAAAAGGAAAGACAGAAAAUUUCCAGAAUGGAUUUGAGUUGGAGUCCAUAACUCUGGACAGGCUGCCACUGGCUUUCUAUAACGGUUUAUAUGCAUAUGGUGGAUGGUUUUAUCUGAACUUUGUCACAGAAGAAGUAAUAAAUCCAAAUAGAAACAUCCCUUUGGCAAUAAUCUGCUCCAUGGUGACGGUGACGGUGUUUUACGUGCUCGUCAACGUGGCCUACUACACCGUGAUGACGCCCGCUGAGCUGCUGCUGUCUGACGCAGUGGCUGUGACGUUUGCAAACCGUGCUCUCCAGGGCCUGGCCUCAGUGAUUCCCAUUCUGGUCGCUCUGUCUUGCCUUGGAGCUCUCAAUGGCGGCUUCUUCGGCUCGCCCAGGAUGCUGUUUGUGGGCGCCAGAGAAGGCCACUGGCCACCGAUCUUUUCCAUGAUUCAUGUCCGACAACGCACACCGUUACCUGCUGUGCUCCUCCUGUAUCCAUUGGUGGUGGUGAUGUUAAUCACUGGGGAAAUCUACCAGCUCAUCAACUUUGCCUCUUUUUCACGCUGGUUCUUCAUCGCCCUGGCAACCUUGGGCAUGCUCGUCCAUCGAUACCGCUUCUCCCACCACCCAAGGCCCUUCAAGGUCCCUUUGGUCAUUGCGGUCACCUUCACAGUGGUUUGCUUCUUCAUUGUGGGUCUCUCGCUUUAUUCGGACCCCUGGAACACGGGGCGGAGCUGUGCCCUCACUCUAACAGGAGUUCCCGUUUACUACGCGACUGUCCAUCGCUUUCGGGUGCCACGUAGAUUAGCGCACAUUUUCAAUUAUUGCAGCAAGCAGCUGCAGAUCCUGCUGGAAGUGGCUCAACAAGAAGUCCAGACAUACUGAAGACAGUUAAGACAUUUAAGUUUCCACUGACAAUCUUUGAGGAUUAAACCUUUCUUAGAGAGUCCAAACUAACUAACUAACUAAAAUACUUCUUUUUGUACAAGAAAACAUUAAAAAGAAUAUUUGUAACAGAUGUAUAUGCAUUUGUCUGCUGAUUUACCAAGAACAUUGAAAAAGCAUCAGUAACCCCUAAGACGUCUUAAAAAAAUUUCAUGCUGAAAUCAAAAAAUUUGCUGAAUUUUACAAGGAAGGUAAGCCAAACCAAAACCUUUGCUGACCUUAGAAUUAGUAAUAAAACACAUGGAGUAGCUUUUUAAAAAACAUCUUGUCCAAGAUGGCAAAAAUUUUUUUUAACAGUUCUACAACAUGUAAAAAAGGUUAGACAAAGAGUUGUAUUUAAAACAAAAGUCACCCAUCCACACCUUGCAAAUGCCGUGUUGUAAAGACCACAGUUGCAGCGAUGAAAUUAAAUGGAAAAAUCCUUCAAUUUAAUGAGGAUCUAAGGAAUUUAUUGUAGUCUUACUUCAGAAAACAACCUCUCUUCAUAAACAGAUGGAUUCAUAGUGCUGAGAUUAAAAAGCUGAGACAACUCAAGGACCUGUUCUUAAAAACACACAUUAUUCAGUGGUACAGAAAUAGGUCACAUCUCAACCUCAAAGAUGAUACUGCAAAUAAUCUUUCUUACUGAAGACAAAUACUAAAUAUUCUGUAUUUUCUGCCUUAAGAGGUAAAAAGAGCAGUUUGCAAAAAUUCCUCUGUUCAGAUAAAAUGCCCUUCAGUUGACAACGGCACAUCCAAUAAUUACAGUGAAGAUUUCUGACAACAGUUCUACAAUCAGACAAUCCUAUUGCUGUUAGUGCUACUUGUAAUACUUUUGUUUUUGUUUUGUUUUUUUAUUGCUGGUAAGACUUUGGAACCCAACAACAGAGUUUACCAAGUGAUCAAAUAAUCUAUUGUACAACUGCAAGUCAUAUAUUAUAAUGUGCAAAUCAACAUAUGUGUACACUUAAAUAUUCCUCUUCUCAUGCAGCUCUUAUAAGUGACAGCGAUGCAGAGCGGCUAAAAGACAAUACAAAAGAGCAGGGCCACAUGCAAGAGAAGAAUUUGACACACGGAACAGUAAAAAGCAAGUGCAAACAUGAGAAAGUUACAAAAAAAAAAAAAAAA
Messenger RNA from Poecilia reticulata (guppy), 2722 nucleotides. Its product is annotated as cystine/glutamate transporter. Gene Ontology annotation, molecular function: L-amino acid transmembrane transporter activity. The record is from RefSeq and is a predicted model, not a curated record. Gene Ontology annotation, cellular component: membrane. Gene Ontology annotation, biological process: amino acid transmembrane transport. Lineage: Eukaryota; Metazoa; Chordata; Actinopteri; Cyprinodontiformes; Poeciliidae.